UACAUAAAUAUGGGUGAAAAAUUCAUCAAUGGAAAGAAAACUAUUUUUUAUUCUCCAUUUCCCCCAAUUAAACAACAAAAUCAAAAGACUAAUUUAGCCUUACAAAAAAUAAAUAAUUCAAAACAAACCUACAAAAAACACGUUUUAAAAUCUAAUAUUUUUUCUCAAUCUCCAACAUCUUCUAAUGGACGUUGGCCAAAUUUACUGAAUAAUAAAAGAAAUGAUGGACCUCCCCCUAUAAGAUUGUCUGAUUCAAAUCCAACUCCUAAACAAUUAGAAUGGCAAAAACAAAGACGUGUCCAAACCCGACAGUCUGCCAUGAAUUACGGUGGUAGCUUAGGAGGACCAAAAAUUGUACAAAAACAUGCUGAAAUGCGUGCCUAUUUAUUGCAUUGUCAAAGGGUGCUAACAGCUCGUUCCAGAUUGGACACCGGCAGAUGCCGUCAACAAUCUAUUGGGCAUUCAAUAACCUCUUCUUCAAUAACAACAUCCCCGUCAAUGGAUGGAAGUUGGCCCACAACAAUUGAAGGAUUAACUGUGGGAAUUAAAGGAAUGAGGGCUAGUUCAGUUCCUACAAAAAGGCGAAUAAUGACGGAUGCUGAAAAACAACUUAGAGAUGAAAAUAAAAGGCUUUUAGAGCGUCUAGUCCAAAUAAGUACUCGCUCAACAUCUUCAAAACCAAAACUAAAUGGAUUAACAAAAGAGAACGAAAGAAUUAAAAGAACACUUUCAGCAUCUUUAAAAAAUUCUAGAAUAAAAGAAAAUGACGAAAGAAAAAUGUCUGAUAAUUCUAUUAUUUUUCAAAUUAACCAAAUUAAAAACACAACUAAAUAA
Meloidogyne enterolobii is the source of this 834-nucleotide messenger RNA. The record is from the annotation of a GenBank genome assembly. Lineage: Eukaryota; Metazoa; Nematoda; Chromadorea; Rhabditida; Meloidogynidae.